AUGGCCAAUGGGUGGAUAUUGUUACCGGGAUCGUCACACUUCCGAAAUGUGAACCAGUGUGAUGUGUUCUCGACAACGGGCCGGGUAUUCGGAGGUGCGAAAGCCGCUCCCGACCAGCUCCCUUGGCAGGUGUUGAUCACCAGCAGCGCGGGCCUGGGAGGGGGAGCUCUGGUGGGGGACGGGUGGGUUCUGACCGCCGCUCACGUCCUACGUCCGGGGGUCUUGUCCACCGUCCGGUGAGGAACGACGGAACGGUCGGACAGAAUGGAAGACCUCAGGGUCCGGAAAGUCCUCACCCACCCGGGAUUUCGCCAUCGAGACAAGGGACCUACCGCAGACUUUGACAACGAUAUUGCUCUAUUGCAGCUGGUUAAGCGUCCCAGAUUUCUGGAGGGUCUAUCCCCUCUCUGCAUGCCUCGGGCCGGGGAGGAUGGGGGGGAGCCAGACAUCGGGAAAGUGGGCUUGGUAGCGGGCUGGGGCCUUACAGGACGUUCCAAAGGGUAUACGGUCCCGGAGUUUCUCCACGUCAAUGUGCCGGUGGUGGACAUAGCGCGGUGCCGGGGGGCAAAGUACGGGAGCAAAUUCACUGAUAACAUGCUCUGUGCCGGAGAGACGGGGAGAGAUUCGUGUCGGGGAGAUAGCGGGGGGGCGCUGGUCUUCCAGGGGAGGGGGGGGGAGUGCGUGGCGAGAGGAGUGGUGGGCAAUAGGGAGUGGGAGGAGGCAGGGGAGGAAGAAGAGGAGGAGGAGGAGUGGGCUUGA
This is a messenger RNA of Leucoraja erinaceus (little skate), 759 nucleotides long. Its product is annotated as mannan-binding lectin serine protease 2-like. Gene Ontology annotation, molecular function: serine-type endopeptidase activity. The record is from RefSeq and is a predicted model, not a curated record. Lineage: Eukaryota; Metazoa; Chordata; Chondrichthyes; Rajiformes; Rajidae. The transcript has 3 exons. Gene Ontology annotation, biological process: proteolysis.